This is a messenger RNA of Polypterus senegalus (gray bichir), 4133 nucleotides long. RefSeq names its product KN motif and ankyrin repeat domains 2 (gene kank2). The transcript has 13 exons. Gene Ontology annotation, molecular function: protein binding. Lineage: Eukaryota; Metazoa; Chordata; Cladistia; Polypteriformes; Polypteridae. Gene Ontology annotation, cellular component: cytoplasm. Gene Ontology annotation, biological process: negative regulation of G1/S transition of mitotic cell cycle; negative regulation of vitamin D receptor signaling pathway; negative regulation of transcription by RNA polymerase II. The coding region runs from base 267 to 3437 and encodes 1056 amino acids. The record is from RefSeq and is a predicted model, not a curated record.
GGCUAGCUCGGGCACGCGCUGUCAGUGAGCGGCGGACGGGCUGCUGGAUCUGUGGAGCUCGGGACAGGAGCAGGAGUGCAGGUUCAUUACUGGGUUUGAAAGAACGUGAAGCCUGCAUGAGACUGGAGAUUUAAUGGUGUGGUUCUGCUGGACAGCCUUGUAUUACAAAACGUAAUUUGCCAUUGGGACUUGUGGAAACAGGGCCCAGUAGAGACCGUUGCAAGAGUCGAAAGUGAAGCAGGAGCUGAUGACCAGAGACCCUCAAGAUGGCACAAGUGCUUCACAUGGACCACAGCUUUGCAGGGAAAUCCAACCCAACGUCCCCCACUGCCUUAAGAGGCAAAGAGCAGGACCUCCCUUACUCUGUGGAGACUCCGUACGGCUACCGGCUGGAUCUUGAUUUUCUAAAAUACGUCAAUGACAUCGAGAAAGGAAACACAAUCAAGAAGGUCCCGAUUCACCGGCGGCCCAGGUACAGCUCGUUGCCGAGGGGCUAUGGCUACACGGGCUCCUGGUGGACAUCCACCGAGUCGCUCUGCUCGAAUGCCAGCAUGGACAGCCGGCACUCUUCUUUCUCCUUCUGCGCUCCGGGAUAUUAUGGCUCCUACCGGCCCGAAAGCCGACCCCAGUUCUUAGCUGGAGGUUUCAAUCCACGGGUGGAGAAAACUCUCUUGGAUGCACGAAAAAAACUGGAAGAAGAUCAGACCGACUCUAGUGGGAGGCAGCGAACGUUCUCCAACUUGGGGAGUCUGCAUGGAAGUGUGUCAGGGUCUACAAGCUCCUUGGUGGGCUCCAGUCUGAACCAGUCGUUCUCCAAAUCUCAGAAUGGUUCCCAGUGUACAGGAGGACAAUACACACCCAUGAGCUCCGGUCUCUCAACCCCGGUGUCUCCCACUCCGGCUCACCUACAGCACAUACGGGAGCAGAUGGCAUCCGCCUUGAGGAAGAUCCGCGAGUUGGAGGAGCAGGUCAAGAUGAUUCCUGUCCUUCAGGUCAAAAUUUCUGUCCUCCAGGAAGAAAAACGACAGCUGAGCGUUCAGCUGAAGAGUCAGAAAUUUUUGGGACACCCCAUGGGAUUUGGGAAGGCCCGGCCAAGGGGAGAGCUUUAUAUCGAUAUCCCUGAAGAAGAGCACGGGUCAAAGAGUGGGGAUGUCACCUCGCCCACAUUAGCAGAAGGUUCUCGGCAGGAUUCGGGGUGUGAGAUUGAAGACACGGUCAUCGUUGGAAGUGACCGGCCGCGGGUCGGUGCAAAGGAAGUGAGGUCUGUUGGGGUGGGAACAGGCGAUGAGGACAAUGAAGGUGCAAAGGUCAGAGGAAGUUCAGAGAAGGUUGGAGCAGUGCUGCGGCAUGCGAAUAUCUCCGUGACGGAGGAAGACUUGGGGUUGUCUUGCGCAGCAACGGAAGAGGAAGUGGAACGUCUGAAGGAAAACACGGAUGGCUUGAAGAGGAAAAUGACCGUGCUGGAGACACAACUGAAGAAAGCUCUUCAGGAACUCCAGACGGCCCAGCAAAGGAUUGAGCAGCAGGGGAAGCAGAUAGCCGAAAAGGAGCGGGAUGCCAAGGCGUCGGUAGCGGACGCUGUCAUCAUGACCAGCAUUGGAUGGCAGGACCUCCAGGAGUCCAGCAGUAAUUCUGGAGAGGCGGCGAGGCUCCAGACUGUUGUUUCAUUUAACCAGCCGCCACAGAAAAAGGAGCAAAGGACGGUGGGCAUUCAGGUGUACACCCUUGAGCAACCCAUGGUGGUCGGGGUGCGGAAAUGCCAAGAAGUCACAUUUAAAGGUAACAAAGCUGAGUUCAUCCCGCAGGCCAUGAAAGCAGAGGACGUUGCAGGCCUCUGCUCGUUUGCAUCCAGGACGAGCCUUUCAUCUGAGCAAGUGAGGACUCCAUCCGAAAGGGAGAUGGCGUCGGCCAUCGAGGUGCCAUAUGUCACUUACAGGUGUGGCGAAUCCACAGACACGGGGUCAGCCAGCAGUGGGCAGAAGGUGGGUGACCAGGAAACAAAGGUGGCGGGAGACGGCACUGAAGAGAACAAGAGGAAUUCUGGAGGAGGUCACUCUGUCGGAGACAGCACCCGGGAGCUCCCCAUUGCCGUCUCUUCAAAGGAGGUGCGCGAGGUCCUCCAGAGGUGCGAGGUGUCCUCCUCGGUCCCCGUUUCCAGCUUGCCCGUGGUCAUGGAUGCCAUUGGGGCAGUGCAGCUGGUAUCCCAACAGCCAGUUCCGUUGUGCCAACGGCUUAGGGAGGGUUCUGCAUUGCCCAGCGUUUGUGUCAGUGAAGAGCAACAAGAAACUGCAUUGCCAGCAGACCCCUUGAAAUCGGCCAUCACAAAAGAUGAAGAGGAGUCCCCGAGCAGCUCGGAGGCCACCGUGAAGAACCUGCACUUUGUGGGAGUCAAUGGCGGUUACGAGAGCACGUCCUCCGAAUCGAGCUCGACGAGCUCUGAGAAUGACAGCUCCGAGAGCGAGUACCACGAAGCCAACGAGAGGCUGCCCGAGUCCCAGCAGUCGGCCAUCAGCGACGAGCCUCCCGCACAAGAGCCAUCGGCCACCGGGGCCCCUCAACCGGAGGGGGUCCCCUCUACAGCACAGAGCCCCCCUGAGCAGGCGGAGGCGACGCCAGAAAGGGUGGACAACAGGUUUGAGCUCAGUGAGGGUCUGAUUGCCGCUUGCAUGACGCUACAGAAGUCCCUCGGGGUGCCCAACGCCUUUGGCCAACAGGACGUGAGACUGGCCUACACUACGGUGCUACAGGAGUGGCUGCGGGUCUCCUGUCACAAGGCGGCCGACCCCGAGGUGGUGUGCCACUACAUGACGGUUUUCAAGGCCAUGUCGCCACAGCUGCUGGAGUUCAUCGUCAACAUGGCUGACGGCAACGGCAACACGGCUCUGCACUACACCGUGUCACACUCCAACUUUCCCAUCGUCAAGCUGCUGCUGGACACAGGCCUCUGCACAGCAGACAAGCAGAACAAGGCCGGCUACACCCCCAUCAUGCUGACCGCACUGGCCGCCUUCCGCUCGGACAGCGACCUCGAAACGGUCAUGCAGCUUCUGAGGACGGGGGAGGUCAACGCGAAGGCCAGCCAGGCCGGACAGACAGCUCUGAUGCUAGCGGUCAGUCACGGCCGCAUUGACAUGGUCCGCGCCCUGCUGGCCUGUGGUGCCGACGUCAACCUACAGGACGAUGAUGGCUCCACUGCCCUGAUGUGUGCCUGUGAGCACGGCCACGUGGAGAUUGUCAAGCUUCUCCUGGCCGUGCCAGGCUGCGAUGCCACUCUCACUGACAACGAUGGCAGCACUGCUCUCUCCAUCGCCCUGGAGGCCAGCCAGAAUGACAUCGCCGUCCUGCUUUACGCCCAUCUCAACUUCGCUAAGCCACCCUCUCCGGUAACCCAGAAAGCCAUCCAGCUCGGGACAUCCCCGCCAUCAGACUCCAAGUGACCAGCCAUCGUCCCCUGAAGACGGACCCUGCUGCGCUGCCCACUCGCCUCACUUGCACGACGUCUGCUCAGCUGCUUCACCACAUUUCCUUCAUCGCUGCCUCGGUGACCCGACCACCAGCAGAGACCACCGACACACGUGGGCACAGCAAUAACACCCGGAGAAACCGAAGCGGAGCCGCCACUUGUCUUUCUGUCCCCUGCCAGGAUGCCCACCGAAGUGUUGCUCAUUCCCCACACGCCUGCUCGUGCCAGCCUCCCGUUACACUUCGGUCCGUCUUCAUUUUAAAUGCCCAUCGGACAGGCGGCACCUCAACAAGUCGCCCGUCACUUCGGGCUUUGCCUGGGUGGGCCAACCGGGCCAGAGCGACUCGUUAGGGCGCUGUAAUCCCCCCGCUUUAUAUCGCACCCCUCCUGGUUUCAAGAAUGUACUCGAGAAGAAAUCCUGCAGCAGUAGAUGAAUAAGACGAUGUUUGCUUUAUUUUAUUGUGUUAAACGCAAAUCCACAAAUUGUUUUCUAUAACUUUUGAAAUGCAAUCCUCCGAUGUUUUCUACGAAUGCCAGUCCGCGUAUUUUGAGAUUGGGACGCCUGUGUAAUCGGAUUACUUUAUAUUUGGAUUAUUUAACUCUCUCUAUAUUUUUAGCAUGUUAUUAAGUUUUUAAUAUAUAUCAAUUAUAUAAAUAUAUGUUACACAAA